AGCAUUGAAUAUCACACAAAUUUUAACGAAACACAAAGAUGAUUAGGUUUACGGUUUUAUCACUCUUUCUCUUAUUGCUUUGCACUGAUUCAUCGGCUAAGUCAGCUAAGUUUGAUGAGCCUGAUAAGUCGGACGAAAACGACGAUGUCGCCACUGUACCGUCAUGUUGUGGGUUUUCAGCGCCUCUUCUGAUCAAGAAAGAUCAAUGGCAACCAAUCUUCUCGACCCAGUUUGGACAGAUCUCAACCGUUCAAAUAGGCGAUGGAUGCGGUGGGAUGGGGCCUUACAAAAUACAUUCCAUAACGCUAGAACCAAACGCGCUUUUGCUCCCUCUUCUUCUUCAUUCAGACAUGGUCUUCUUUGUCGACUCUGGAAGUGGGAUUCUGAAUUGGGUCGAGGCGGAAGCGACAAGUACUGAGAUAAGACUAGGGGAUGUUUACAGGCUACGUCCCGGUACAGUUUUCUACUUACAGAGCAAACCGGUGGAUAUCUUCCUUGGAACCAAACUUAGGAUUUACGCUAUCUUUCCAAACUCCCAAGAAUGUUUACAUGAUCCCUGCUUUGGUGCGUAUUCAAGUGUCACAGAUCUCUUAUUUGGUUUUGAUGAGACAAUUCUCAAAUCAGCUUUUGGGGUUCCUGAGGAGAUUAUAGGGCUGAUGAGGAACCGUACGCAGCCACCAUUGAUCGUGCAUGAUAUGCUGACCACACCUGGUGUGGCCAACACCAACACAUGGCCGCUCCAAACGCGAUUACUCAAAAUAUUUUCUGGAAGUGCGGACUCGGUGGAGAACAAGAAGAAGGAGAAGGAGGAGAAGGAGAAGGGGAAGGAGAAGGAGAAGGAGAAGAAAGACAAAAAGGAGAAGAAAGACAAAAAGGAGAAGACAAAGAAGGCUAAGACAUUCAACGUAUUCGAAUCCCAACCAGAUUUCCAGAGCCCUAACGGUCAAACCAUAACCAUUAACAGGAAAGAUCUUAAAGUAUUACAAGGCUCAAUGGUUGGAGUUUCCAUGGUGAAUCUAACCCGGGGAUCAAUGAUGGCACCACACUGGAACCCAUGGGCUUGCGAGAUAUCCAUUGUGCUGAGAGGAUCAGGAAUGGUUAGGGUGCUUAGGAAUUCCAUUUCAAGAUCAUCAUCAGAGUGUAAGAACAAGAGGUUUAAGGUAGAGGAAGGAGAUAUUUUCGCUGUUCCACGGUUACAUCCAAUGGCUCAAAUGUCUUUCCUUAAUGACCCGUUGGUGUUUGUUGGGUUCACUACUUCGGCUAAGAAUAACGAGCCGCAGUUCUUGGCUGGUAAGAACUCGGCUCUGCGGUCGCUUGAUCGGGAGGUAUUGGCUGCGACGUUUAAUGUGAGUAAUUUUAUGAUUGCUGGAUUGUUGGAAGCUCAGGAGGAAGCAGUUGUGUUGGGAUGUCCUGCUUGUGCGGAAGGAGAGUUGGAGAAGCUUAAGCAAGAACAAGAAGAAAAGAAGCCGUGGCCGCCUCAGCAACCACCACAACCGUUCCAACCGCAGCCACCGGGAGAAAAACCACCACAACCGUUCCAACCGCAGCCUCCGCAAGGAGAACCACAAAAACCACCGCAAGGAGAAGCACAAGGACCACAAAAACCAUUCCAGCCGCAGCCAGAGCAAGGAGAACCACAAGGACCGCAAGCAUCCAUGGAGACGAAGAUGAGAGAUGAAGAGAGGAAAAGAGAGCAAGAAGAGGCGAAAAAGGAUGAGGAAGAGAGAUGGAGACAAGAAGAGAAGUUGUGGCCGUCUCAGCCUCAGUGGGAAGUCUGAGAAGGAUGAGAGAACGCCUAGAGAAGCUGUAAGUUGCAAGAGUGUUUGGGUUGUUGUAUAUGGUCAAACUUUGGUUUGAUGUCUCUUGUUUUUUCUCUCCUUUCUCCUUUUGUUCAUUUGUUUAUGUGUUCUGUAUUGCUUUCUUCUUUUGGUUUCGAUGUCUACGUUUAUGUAUCGUAUUGUGUUGUUUUAUUAAAAUGUUUGUAUAUGCGGAACGUGAAUAAUAAAAUUGUUAGAGCGACUACGUUUUCUUCUAGUGAA
Messenger RNA from Raphanus sativus (radish), 2039 nucleotides. Its product is annotated as vicilin-like seed storage protein At4g36700. Lineage: Eukaryota; Viridiplantae; Streptophyta; Magnoliopsida; Brassicales; Brassicaceae. The transcript has 4 exons. The coding region runs from base 39 to 1778 and encodes 579 amino acids. The record is from RefSeq and is a predicted model, not a curated record.